Megalobrama amblycephala (Wuchang bream) is the source of this 3172-nucleotide messenger RNA. RefSeq names its product stonustoxin subunit alpha-like. Lineage: Eukaryota; Metazoa; Chordata; Actinopteri; Cypriniformes; Xenocyprididae. Bases 1 to 3000 code for a protein of 999 amino acids. Gene Ontology annotation, molecular function: protein binding. The transcript has 5 exons. The record is from RefSeq and is a predicted model, not a curated record.
AUGCUGGUGGUGGCUGCCCUGGCAUCAGAGCCCAUUGAAGUGGCAGCUCUAGGAAGACCUCUGUUUCCUGGUAUGCUGUAUGACUGCCGCAAGGAUACCUUCAUUCCAGGUGUUACUCUGUGGAAUAAGAAGUCACUGAGUGAAGAUUUGGACACUCGUUCACAGCUCAUGACAGAUUUGAAGUUCAGUAGCUCAGACUCUCUCUCUAAUAAGUCCAGUCUCCUGGAUGUAAGUGCUUCCCUGAAGGCCAGCUUCUUAGGAGGACUGGUGGAGGUGGGAGGAUCUGCCAAGUUCCUGCGUGACACCAAAUCUUCAAACCAACAGUCCAGAGUUACAAUGUAUUACAAACAAACCACCAGAUUCGAACAGCUCACAAUGACUCAGCUGGGCCAGAUCACCUACCCUCAGGUGUUUGAGCAGAAAACUGCAACUCAUGUGGUCACUGGUGUACUAUAUGGAGCUCAGGCCUUCAUGGUGUUUGAUCUCACAUUUUCAGAAGAGGAAAACAAGCAGGAGAUUGAGGGAAAACUAGAUGCCAAGGUCAAGAAAAUCCCUGGAUUUUUCACUGAGGGAAAAGGUGCUUUAAACAUGACAGAUAUUGAUAAGGAAAUGACUGAGAGCAUCACCUGCACAUUUUAUGGUGACGUCCGCCUUGAUCAGAACCCCACCACUUACAUGGAGGCCCUAGAGGUGUACAAGAAGCUCCCCAAUAUACUGAAGGAGAAUCCAGANCCCAUGACAGAUCUGAAGUUCAGUAGCUCAGACUCUCUCUCUAGUAAGUCCAGUCUCCUGGAUGUAAGUGCUUCGUUGAAGGCCAGCUUCUUGGGAGGGCUGGUGGAGGUGGGAGGAUCUGCCAAGUUUCUGCGUGACACCAAAUCCUCAAACCAACAGUCCAGAGUAACAAUGUAUUACAAAGAAACCACAAGAUUUGAACAGCUCACCAUGACCCAGCUGGGCCAGAUCACCUACCCUCAGGUGUUUGAGCAGAAAACUGCAACUCAUGUGAUCACGGGUGUACUGUAUGGAGCUCAGGCCUUCAUGAUGUUUGAUCGGACAUUUUCAGAAGAGGAAAACAAGCAGGAGAUUGAGGAAGGACUGAAUAUCAUGGUCAAGAAGAUUCCUCUAUUUUCCAUUGAGGGAACAGGAGCUAUAAAGAUGACAGAUGGUGAUAAGAAAGUGGCUGAGAACAUUGCCUGCACGUUUUAUGGUGACUUCCGCCUUGAUCAUAACCCCACCACUUACAUGGAGGCCCUGGAGGUGUACAAGAAGCUCCCCAAUAUACUGAAGGAGAAUCCACAGAAUGCAGUUCCAGUAAAAGUCUGGCUCUAUCCUCUUUCUCUACUGGAUACAAAAGCUGCUCAGUUGGAGAGAGAAAUUAGCACGCCUCUGGUUUCCAACACUGUAGAUAUAAUAGAGGGGCUGGAAGAGGCAGAGAGGACAUGCAACGACCUCUCCAGAAAACCACUGGUGAAUGUUUUCAGAGACAUCAAAGACAGGCUGCAAUCAUUUCAGAAUUCAUUUAGCAGUCACAAGACAAUGCUCCUGAAAGCUGUCAGCAGGGUCUUGCCUGCUAUACGAGGAGGAGGGAUGGAGGAGAAGUCACUGGAAGACAUCCUGAAGAUCCACUACAGCUCCCCUUUCAAAGCUGACAAGCUUAACCAGUGGUUAGAUCUUGCAAAGUCUGAACUUGACCUCUUGAGUACUCAAACCAAGAUUCUGGAGGGAAUCAAAACUGAAGACUCAAACCAUCUCAAGACCAUCCUCCUUAAUCCUGACAUUGAUGUUUUGGUGUGCUUGACCUUCACAUCUCUGAAGUAUGAAGACCAGUAUCUUUCAACCCAGAAGGAGUUUGUGGAAUCUGACAAGUUUAAAGAGCUAGAUGUGGAAAUGAAACCGCAUUCUAACACAUUAGCAUCAGAAGAGUGGUUCAACAAUCCUGAUGUCAUCUCUAAGAUGAGAGAGAACUUAUCUCUUUUCAAAAGUUUUUCAGAGGCUAAUAAAGAUGACAAGAGAUACCGAUUCAUUGUGUCUGCCAUCUCCGAUCCAUCCAGUCCAGGCUCCUCCAUCUAUCUGUAUGAAAAAGGGAAGCUGACAAACAGACAGUUCCAGCCUGUGUCGAAGCCUCCCCCACCAGAAGUGAAGGCGGUCCUGGAGGGCAGUGUGUCCCUGAAACUGCAAAAGUCCCCGACUGGAGAAACUGUGCAGUACAGAGUGGAAUACAAGGAGGUGAAAGCAGCUGAGGAACAGUGGCUUGUCAUAAACACACCUGAUGAAGACUUUAAGCUGACUGAGUUGGAGGUCAGAAAGCAGUACUUGAUCCGCUACAGGAUUGUGGGUAAAGUGGGAGUGAGUGAAGCCAGUGACACUAUCAAUCCCAUAGACAUCGACUUUCCCGAGACCAGGAACGACUUCCUACAAUAUUCCCGUCAGCUCAUUCCGGAUCUGAACACGGUGAAUAAAUGGAUCAGUCUGUCUGAGGGGAACACAGUGAUUACUGACACUUACCCAAAGACUCAGUGGUAUCCUGAUCAUCCAGACAGAUUUGAUUGGUCUCAGGUGUUGUGUACAGAGAGUGUGAGUGAUCGACGCUCUUACUGGGAGGUUGAGUGGAGAGGUCUUGAAGUGUUUUUAUCAGUGUCAUAUAAGAGCAUCAAGAGGAAGGCAGGGAGUGAGAGUCGGUUUGGAGCUAGUGAUCAGUCCUGGAGUUUGAGCUGCUCUUCCUCCAGAUAUGGAUUCAGAUACUCAUUUGGACACAAAGACAAAUGGACUGAACUCCCUGUAAAGCCCGUCAGCAUUAGAACAGUACAUGAGGAGAAUUACUAUAGAACAGGAGUGUAUGUGGAUCACAGUGCAGGAACUCUGUCCUUCUACAGCAUCUCUGGAGACAUAAUGACCCACCUCCACACAGUCCAGACCACAUUCACUCAACCACUCUAUCCUGGGUUUGGGUUUGGUAAUAAAUCAUCAAUGAAACUGUUGAUGAAUCAGAACAGACUGUAGAGAGACUCUACCCAUAAUGCUUUGAGCUGAUGAUGAAUCAGUGACAGUGAGACUCUACCCAUAAUGCUUUGAGCUGAUGAUGAAUCAGUGACAGUGAGAUGUUAUAGAGUCUCUUCAUUACAUUAAUACUGUGACACUGAAAUAUCAUGUCGGAAUAAAAGUGUGAGACAGA